This is a messenger RNA of Dromiciops gliroides (monito del monte), 974 nucleotides long. Its product is annotated as kallikrein-7-like. Gene Ontology annotation, biological process: proteolysis. The coding region runs from base 203 to 973 and encodes 256 amino acids. The record is from RefSeq and is a predicted model, not a curated record. Gene Ontology annotation, molecular function: serine-type endopeptidase activity. The transcript has 6 exons. Lineage: Eukaryota; Metazoa; Chordata; Mammalia; Microbiotheria; Microbiotheriidae.
GAGACGGGCGGGGCAGUGACCAAUAUAAGAGGUGAGAGCUUUUCUGGAGCAGGUCAUUGUGGAUUGAGGGACAGACGAUCGCAUCUGGAAGGGAGCCCGCCUUCAUUGCGCUCCCUGCUCUGAGACCCGGCCAGAGGCUCUCCAGGAGAGAAGUCACUCAAAGGGAGUGAGCCAGCUGGGAGACAGAGUGUGACAGGAAGACAUGGCCAUGGCCCAUGUACUCUGCCUUUGGCUGCUACAGCUGCUGCUGCUGGCAGCUGGUCCUCAGGCCCAGGAGACUGAGGAGGGAAAAGACAAGAUCAUUGAAGGACACGAUUGUAGCCCGGGCUCCCACCCAUGGCAGGUGGCUCUGUUCAAUGGAAAUCAGCUGCACUGUGGUGGAGUGCUUGUGAAUAGGAACUGGGUGCUGACAGCUGCCCACUGCUUGAUAAAUAAAUACAAUGUGCACUUGGGCAAAAGCAGUCUGAAGGGGAAAGAGAGGGGGUCCCAAGUGAUCCAGGCCACCCGGUCGGUCCGUCAUCCUCAGUACUCUACUGUCACCCACAUGAAUGACCUCAUGAUGAUAAAGCUACAGAAGCCUGCCAGGCUGGGGACCAACAUCAAGCCUAUCACACUACCCUCCCAGUGUGCCCCACCUGGCACCUCCUGCACUGUCUCUGGCUGGGGCACCACCACCAGCCCAGAUGCGACAUAUCCAGAUAACCUCCAGUGUACAGAUGUGAAACUCAUCUCCACUUCAGACUGCAAGAAGAUAUACAAGGAUCUAUUGAAGGAAGCCAUGUUGUGUGCUGGCAUUCCUGACUCUAAAACCAAUGCAUGCAAUGGUGACUCUGGGGGCCCCUUGGUGUGUGGUGGAGUCUUGCAGGGUCUUGUAUCAUGGGGAACCUUCCCAUGUGGACAGCCCAAUGAUCCUGGUGUCUACACUGAAGUUUGCAAGUUUAUGCCCUGGAUCCAGAAAACCAUGAGGGGUUAAG